AUGAGUGAAGACUACGGUGAACCGAUAUAUGUUGAGGCCCACGGUGGAAAAAAUAACGUUAUUCUAUACCGUUCAAAAACUAAUCCAGAUCUCGCUGUAGAAUUUUUUUUUCGGUCCUGUUCGAAAGAUGGAAGAUCUCGUUAUUAUCGUUGUACAAAGUGUUGGUAUCUGUAUAAAACUAGGAGAGGUAACUGUGCUACAAUGAUUGUAAGAGAUGGCCGAAUUGUUACUGAUCCAGAGAAUCCAACUGUUCCCCAUCAGUGUAGCUUUAGACCAUUGGAAGCUGUAGCUGCAAAUCGAGCUUGGAUUGCUGGUAGAAAACGAAAAUCGAACACCGGGGAAAUACUGAAAGGGUCGUUGCAAAACGAUGAUAACUUUAUUAAGUCGGAGGAUACGUCGUCUUUCAAUCUAGAAAAUAUUUUUGGUUUACAGUGCGAUGAAUCUGUAAAGAGUGAAGUGCCGUUAAUAGCAAAUAGCUGUGAUAACAACGCUGCUUCUGAUUCUGCAAGUCAGAAAGCGUCAACAGCUGGAAGUGAGGUAGAGAUGGCUUCUCCGUCUGCGGCUUCUCAUGCGUCUACGGAUUCUGUGGAGUCGUCUAAUAACGCUGCAAAUAGUUCAGAAAGUGCUGCGCAACAGUCUUCUACCUCUGACUGUUUUACGCCUUGCACCUCGAGGACUACGGAAUUCAUAGAUCUUAUAAAUGCCGCAUUUUCUGACUCAAUGCAGAAGAAGAGUGAUGAUGCCCUUGAAAAGUUGCGACAAGCUGUAGAAUUAAAGGAAGCUUUUGAAAUUGAUGACGUUUCACUGAUUGAUAAUGUGUUCUCUGCACAGCUAGUGAAGUCGAAUGAUGAUCAAAGGUUACUGCUUUGUGAGGAGUGGAUCAAUUUGCUUGCGAAGAUUCCACCAACUGCCAAUGCAAGGUGGAUGACGCACUACCAGUUUAGCAUAUAUUACUGCUUUCAUAUGAUUGCGCUCGUAACAAGCAGAUUGAAAAACCCCGCUGAAAAGAAGCGUUUUUAUGAUCUCUCGCAAGAAGUUUUCAAAGGGCUUCUUGCGUUAACUUGUAACAUUCACGAUCCUUCAGAAGACGUAAUGUCAACUAAGUUAGAUAUACUGCUCAGUCUUUCUUUCAUUUGCUCGCAGUACUACGAUGUAUGUGACGAAAGUUCUGCAACUUAUGUGGAGAACGAAUUAAAGCCACUGAAAGAUUCGUUUGCCGAUUGUAAUUUCGCUGCUGAUGUGGCUGCUGUGUUGGUACAGAAAAUGUGCAGAAUUGAAAGCAAUUUGGAAGAGUUCAAAUGGUCUUACUCUAGGAAAUGA
This is a messenger RNA of Enterobius vermicularis (human pinworm), 1320 nucleotides long. The record is from the annotation of a GenBank genome assembly. NCBI's taxonomy places the organism in Eukaryota, Metazoa, Nematoda, Chromadorea, Rhabditida, Oxyuridae.